This is a messenger RNA of Meloidogyne enterolobii, 1553 nucleotides long. NCBI's taxonomy places the organism in Eukaryota, Metazoa, Nematoda, Chromadorea, Rhabditida, Meloidogynidae. The record is from the annotation of a GenBank genome assembly.
GUCUGGCCGGACCGGUGCCGGGUAUUAAUUUUUUUGGUGCUUUGAUUUAUUUUUUUAUCAUUUUUUUCUAUUUCCUUCUUUAGAUUUAUUCUUUUAAUUAUUUUGUUAAAUUUAAAUUUUAUUUUAAAAGAAAUGGAAGCUUCAGCAGAAAUGAAAUGGGGAUUAAUUUGUUCAAUUGAUGACCAAGAAAAUGUGAAGGAAUACAUUGACUUUAGUAUUUGGAUGGUUAAUCAAUUGGAAAUUAGCGCCUCAAAAUUGCAACUUGGACACAGAUUUGAUGAAACUCCGACAUUUGUUUUUCAUGCAAUUCCUGGUUCAAUCGACCAAUCUCGAGAAUGUUACGAAACUAUAGCUAAACAACAUCCACAAGUUAUUUAUGUUAUUCACAUUUUGCCGAGUAAGGAUUCUUUGGAAUAUCAAGUUUUGAAGGAACACACUUUGGCUGGGGCGCUUGUUGGACAAGGCGUUCUUGCCGAAAAUGCUCUCGCUUAUUUUAAAUGUUAUGAAUUGGAUGAAGUUAUGGCAAACAUGAAUCAAUGGAUUGGGAGACGUCUUGCACAAAUUACAGCACGGCGAACUGCAGAACAAGAAAAAGAUGAGGGAAUUUCUGGUGAUAUUUGGUCAAAUAAUAACGGUCAAAAAGCCGAAAAUAAAGAUUGGGGUUUUUCAAAAAACACAAAAUUAGAGCAAACAAAAGGAGUAGAAGGAGGAGGGAAUCCUUCAAAUUAUUCUUCAAAAAAUUUUCAAAAAUAUACUAGAAAAGACAAUUAUCGUUUAACUGUUGCAACUGGGGCUAAUGCUACAAAUCUUUUUUUGGGAGGAGAAGGAAAUAAAAAUAAUAAAUUUGAUCGUCGUUCGCCUUCGUUUAAUGCUGAUAAUAAUUUUGAACAGUGUGUGGAUGUUGUUUUACAUUCGUCGUUUCAGAGUUUUUUUUUUAAUUUUUUUUUAAUUUUAAAUUGGGGGAUCUUCGGGGUGGAUCUUGUCCUAUGCCGCUAACAAGGAGGGGGACUGCGAUGGUAUUUGUGUAGUUUCCGUCCCAUAAACCCCGCCCCUUUUUUUCUCUUCCUUUUCUUUGCUAAAGUGACAUUUGGUCCACAGAUCUUGCACUAUGACGAUAAAUACCCGCGCCGGGUGGCUUAUGGGAUGGAAACUACACAAGUACUGACGAAUUUUUUGGCUUUAAAGGGAAGGGUCCUAGCCGCAAGUUUAUAAUUUAGAAUUAGAGUAUUGUUCACUUUCGGUCAUUUCCCUCCCAAUAAUUUUUUAAUUUUCCUUUUUAAGUUUUUUGGCUUUAAAUGGUGGUCUACAUUCGAUUUCGUAUUUUUAAAAAUUUUUUCUGAUUUUUAAGUAAUAUUUUUUGGGCAAUUCUUGGGCAAGUCAAUAUUUUUAAAUAAAAAAAUAUUGAAAAUUUUCAUUAAAUAAUUUUAAAAAUUUUUUUGACAAUUUUGGCGGCCGUCCUCAACAGACUAACAAUAAUAACAUCAAACCUUUCAAUGUUCGUGAUUUAAAUUCUGGUAAUGAAAUUGGGAGGGAGAAUGAAGUGUUGGUUAAAG